Messenger RNA from Osmerus eperlanus (European smelt), 1404 nucleotides. It is a transcript of the gene vwa1, whose product is annotated as von Willebrand factor A domain containing 1. Bases 1 to 1404 code for a protein of 467 amino acids. NCBI's taxonomy places the organism in Eukaryota, Metazoa, Chordata, Actinopteri, Osmeriformes, Osmeridae. The record is from RefSeq and is a predicted model, not a curated record. Gene Ontology annotation, molecular function: protein binding. The transcript has 5 exons.
AUGCUCAGCUUCCUCUCCGAACUCCUCCUCCCGUUCUCAUUGGGCGAGGACCAGGUCAGAGUAGGACUGCUGCAGGUGGGUACUCAACCCCACCUUGAGUUUGGCUUCAACUUCUUUAAUACCCAAGCUGGUCUUCAGCGGGCGCUCAAGAGCACCAGGCCUCUUGGGGGCGACACCAACACGGAGGAGGCCUUACGGAUGGCCCAGGAUUCGGUGCUGAGGCCUGGAGGGGUAGGAGGGGCAAGGCCGGGGCUCCCCAGGGUGUUGGUAUGGCUGACGGAUGGAGUGAAACCGGGCGAUGUGAUUGGACCAAUGGCGGAGCUGCGAGAGGAAGGCGUGGCGGUGUUGGUGGUGUCCACGGGCCACGGGAACUACCAGGUGCUGCGUCAGGUUGUGAGCCCGCCCGUGGAGUCACAUCUGUACUUUAUUGACAUCGAUGACAUGAGUAUCAUCACAGACGACCUGAGGGACGCCAUCAUUGAGAUCAUCCGAGCCGAGCGGCUCCAGGUCCGAGAUGUGUCCACCGACACCGCCGUGCUGCAGUGGAGGCCGGUAUUAACCGGUCUGACCGGUUACUACGAGAUUCGGUAUGGACCAGUUCCUACCGGUACUGUGGGUGGAGGAGGCGGUGGCAGUAGUGGUACCAGUCCUAGUACCAGCGGCGGUCAGUACCAGAGACUGACCCGGCCGGGGGACGCCAGCGACGUCAAGCUGACUGGUCUGAGGCCGGACACAACCUAUUCAGCCACACUGACCCCCGAGUCCAACGAACAUUUGUCAAACUCACUCUCCGUCAACUUCACUACAAAGCCAGAGGUGAUGAGCCCAGCCACAGUGACCAUCUCUGAGUCGGGCGUGAACUCUGUGAGGGUGAGUUGGGGUCCUGUGCAGCCUGAGGCUGUGCAGAGCUACAAGGUGGAGUACUCUGCUCUGCCCGGGGGGAAGCUUCACAUCGUCACCACGGGCCGAUGGCAGAACUCUACGGUUCUGACUAACCUGCAGCCAGACACUCAGUACCUGGUCACCGUGAGCGCCCGCUACUCCUCUGGGAAGGAGAGGGCCAUGUCGGUGAAGAUGUGCACCCAGGAAGUGACGCCAGCCCUAGCAGACCUGCAGUUGACCAAGGUGGGCAGCGACUCUGUCCAGGUGGACUGGAAGCCCAGUGCCCAGGGUCUGAGGGGCUACUGGCUGACCUGGGAGGACCAGGACCAGAGAGGCUCUCCAGCCGGGCCCCAGCACUCCUCCCUCUACCUGCCCUCCAGCUCCCUGUCCACCCGCCUCACACACCUGCCCCCCGCCGCCCGGGUGUGUGUGUCGCCCGUCUACCGGACGGCCCGUGGGGAGGGGAUCUGCUGCUCUGCGCGGUUUCAGUCGGACGUCUUUUCAUACCGCUACAGAUCCUAG